Oryza brachyantha (malo sina) is the source of this 1625-nucleotide messenger RNA. Its product is annotated as tubulin alpha-3 chain. The transcript has 5 exons. Gene Ontology annotation, cellular component: microtubule; cytoplasm. Gene Ontology annotation, biological process: microtubule cytoskeleton organization; mitotic cell cycle. The record is from RefSeq and is a predicted model, not a curated record. Lineage: Eukaryota; Viridiplantae; Streptophyta; Magnoliopsida; Poales; Poaceae. The coding region runs from base 105 to 1457 and encodes 450 amino acids. Gene Ontology annotation, molecular function: GTP binding; structural constituent of cytoskeleton.
AAGAAGAGAGAGAGAGAGGAGAGACGGAGGCCGCUCUCUAGACAAGGAAACGAACCGCGAGGAGAGGAGAGGAGGAAGGAGGAGGAAGAGGAAGGGAGGAGAAGAUGAGAGAGAUCAUCAGCAUCCACAUCGGCCAGGCCGGGAUCCAGGUCGGCAACGCGUGCUGGGAGCUCUACUGCCUCGAGCACGGCAUCGAGCCCGAUGGCACCAUGCCCAGUGAUACAUCGGUUGGCGUCGCACACGAUGCGUUCAACACUUUCUUCAGUGAGACAGGUGCUGGCAAGCAUGUGCCCAGGGCCAUCUUUGUCGACCUGGAGCCCACUGUCAUCGAUGAGGUUCGCACCGGCUCCUACCGUCAGCUCUUCCACCCGGAGCAGCUCAUCUCUGGAAAGGAGGAUGCUGCUAACAACUUUGCCCGUGGCCAUUACACUGUUGGAAAGGAGAUCGUAGAUCUAUGCCUGGACCGUGUGCGCAAGUUGGCAGACAAUUGCACUGGGCUGCAGGGAUUCUUGGUGUUCAAUGCUGUUGGUGGUGGAACUGGAUCAGGACUUGGUUCUCUGCUGUUGGAGCGUCUCUCUGUUGAUUAUGGAAAGAAGUCCAAGCUUGGUUUCACCAUUUACCCUUCCCCCCAGGUCUCAACAGCUGUUGUAGAGCCAUACAACAGUGUCCUCUCCACCCACUCCUUGCUUGAGCACACUGACGUGGCAGUUCUCCUAGACAAUGAGGCUAUCUAUGACAUAUGCCGGAGAUCCCUUGACAUCGAGAGGCCAACCUACACAAACUUGAACAGGCUCAUCUCACAGAUCAUAUCCUCACUCACCACUUCCCUGAGGUUUGAUGGUGCUAUCAAUGUCGAUGUCACCGAGUUCCAGACCAACCUUGUCCCAUACCCUCGCAUCCAUUUCAUGCUUUCAUCUUAUGCCCCUGUUAUCUCGGCCGAGAAGGCUUACCAUGAGCAGCUUUCUGUGCCUGAAAUCACCAAUGCUGUCUUUGAGCCAUCAAGCAUGAUGGCCAAGUGUGACCCAAGGCACGGGAAGUACAUGGCUUGCUGCUUGAUGUACCGUGGUGAUGUUGUUCCCAAGGAUGUCAAUGCCGCUGUUGCAACCAUCAAGACCAAGAGAACUGUCCAGUUUGUUGACUGGUGUCCUACUGGGUUCAAGUGUGGCAUCAACUACCAGCCACCCUCUGUUGUCCCCGGAGGUGACCUGGCGAAGGUUCAGCGUGCUGUGUGCAUGAUCAGCAACAACACUGCUGUUGCUGAGGUUUUCUCGCGCAUCGACCACAAGUUCGACUUGAUGUAUGCUAAGCGCGCCUUUGUGCACUGGUACGUCGGUGAGGGAAUGGAAGAAGGUGAAUUCUCAGAAGCCCGUGAGGACUUGGCUGCUCUUGAGAAGGACUACGAGGAAGUCGGCGCCGAGGGCGCAGACGACGAGGGCGAUGACGCAGAAGACUAUUAGUAGCUGGUUAAUAAGUAGUUCUCCGGUUAAUGAUUGGCUUGUUCAGUAUACUCCGGUCCCAUUGCAUUGCAUAUUCCUGUCAUGUGUGUUUACCUUUUGUCCUGUGUUAAAACUGUUGUUAGCCCCCUGUUGGCCAUGAUUGUUCAUAUCUUCCCAUUUUGCUGUGCA